This is a messenger RNA of Scleropages formosus (Asian bonytongue), 1777 nucleotides long. It is a transcript of the gene hadhb, whose product is annotated as hydroxyacyl-CoA dehydrogenase trifunctional multienzyme complex subunit beta. NCBI's taxonomy places the organism in Eukaryota, Metazoa, Chordata, Actinopteri, Osteoglossiformes, Osteoglossidae. Gene Ontology annotation, biological process: fatty acid beta-oxidation. Gene Ontology annotation, molecular function: acyltransferase activity, transferring groups other than amino-acyl groups. Gene Ontology annotation, cellular component: mitochondrion. The transcript is spliced from 17 exons. The record is from RefSeq and is a predicted model, not a curated record. Bases 137 to 1561 code for a protein of 474 amino acids.
GUGAUUGAUGAGUUGAAGUCAGUCGCGGACUUGGGCUCGAAGUUAGAGAAAGGUGACUCGGCGUUUAGAAAGUUUCCAACGCAGGCUACGUUAUCCAGGCCGUCUAUUAAAGCACUUUUAUUUAAGGGUAAAAAAAAUGGCAUCUAUGUUAAGGCAAAGCCUUCGUACCUUCCCUGCGAUUGCUCCCCGGACAGCCCAGUUUGCGGCAGCUAGGUCUCUCGCCACAUCUGCUCACCUCCAGGCUCAAGUGCAAACUAAAAGCAAAAAAACCUUGGCCAAACCUGGUGUCAAGAACAUUGUAUUAGUGGAAGGGGUCCGUACCCCUUUCCUACUGUCUGGCACAAUAUACAAUGAUUUUAUGGCUCAUGACCUGGCAAGAGCUGCUUUGCUGGGUCUCCUAAAUAAGACUUCUCUUCCCAAAGACGCUGUUGACUACAUUGUGUAUGGUACAGUUAUUCAGGAAGUGAAAACCAGUAAUGUCGCAAGAGAGGCAGCCCUUGGGGCUGGUAUCUCUGAAAAGAUUCCAGCCCACACAGUCACCAUGGCCUGCAUAUCUGCCAACCAAGCUAUUACCACAGCUGUGGGCCUCAUUGCUGCCGGGCAGUGCGACGUAGUUGUGGCUGGGGGAGUUGAGACCAUGUCCGACAUGCCCAUCCGUCACAGUCGCAAAAUGAGAAAAACCAUGCUGACGCUGAACAAGGCCAAGACGUUGAGCCAGAGGCUAACGUUGCUGAGCAAGAUCCGACUUGGCUACCUGACCCCAGAGCUGCCUGCUUUGACUGAGUUUUCCACAAACGAGACCAUGGGCCACUCUGCUGACCGGCUGACUGCAGCUUUUGGUGUGAGUCGCAGGGAGCAGGAUGAGUUUGCCUUUCGCUCCCACUCGUUGGCAAAGAAAGCCCAAGAUGCUGGCCUCCUCAGUGAUGUCCUCAGUGUCAAUGUGCCAGGAAAAGGAAUAGUUUCUAAGGACAAUGGGAUCCGACCAAGCUCCAUGGAGCAGUUGGAGAAGCUAAAGCCAGUUUUCAUCAAGCCCCAUGGCACCAUCACUCCAGCCAGCUCUUCCUUUCUGACGGAUGGUGCCAGUGCAGUUCUCCUCAUGUCUGAAGAGAAGGCCCUUGCCAUGGGCUAUAAGCCCAAAGCUUAUCUACGAGAUUUUGUGUUUGUAUCCCAAGACCCAAAAGAUCAGCUCCUUUUGGGACCCAGUUAUGCAACCCCCGAGGUCCUUGAAAAGAGCGGUAUAACACUGGAUGAUAUUGAUGUUUUUGAGUUUCAUGAAGCUUUUGCGGGCCAGAUUUUGGCAAAUUUGAAAGCCAUGGAUUCUGAUUGGUUUGCACAAACAUGUAUGGGAAGGAAAUCUAAGGUUGGGGUUCUACCCAUAGAGAAGUUAAAUCUGUGGGGUGGUUCCCUGUCUCUGGGACACCCGUUUGGAGCCACAGGUGCUCGGCUUGUCACAGCUGCAGUUAACAGGCUGAAAAAAGAAGGGGGCCAGUACGCGCUGGUGGCUGCAUGUGCUGCUGGAGGACAGGGUCAUGCCAUGAUUGUUGAAGCAUAUCCCCACUGAUACUUCACUUGUUGGAUUGAAGUCCUGUUGUUCUUAUCUCUAAGGAAUGAUCUGUGUAAAGAAUAACACCACAUUGCCUUGAUACUAUGGUGUAGACAGUGUUGCAUGUCAAAAUGACAAGAUACAAGGGCACAAAGUGUCAGUUUGUUUGUUUCAACUUUUUUUCUGCUAAGUUCUAACAAAUAAAUACGCCAGAGUUCGGCAAAGGUUUUUCAA